Molecule: messenger RNA, 1877 nt
Organism: Rubroshorea leprosula
Lineage: Eukaryota; Viridiplantae; Streptophyta; Magnoliopsida; Malvales; Dipterocarpaceae
Source: the annotation of a GenBank genome assembly
GACAAAAUCCAGAAGAGGUAUGGCUCUGAUGGUCUUGUUGGUUCUUACCGUGUUGGUUUCAACUUUGUCCCCUGAUUAAAUGAAUGGUAAUUUCUUUAUCUCAUUCUUUGGUGGGAUAGUGAGUGAAUGGUUUCAGAAAGUUUGUCUCUUCAUAAAAAGACGAGAAACAUGAAUGCGACAUCCCAGAGCUGGAAUCUUGCCAGACCCUUCACUCCUCCAAGCAAAUAUUAGCUAUAGCUUGAAUAUCUUAACCAUGAGCGCCUAUUCCACCAUCAUUCAGAGAUGGUGUCUGGUGAUCACAUUUGCAAGUUUCAUGGUCAUUAUCUUCUUCUUCCUCAAUCACAACCCCAGCAACACCAAUUAUAUUUCAGAUCUUCAGAACCUGCCGACGCUGUUAACAACUUCUAAUCACUCUGCAACCAUCGCCAACUUGCAGUACCCUAACCCACAAAAUUUCACCCUCAACAGCGAAUUCCAAGCUGCUCCCUCUCGUAUCCCCAAUUUGUCAUCUUGCAUUCCUUUGAACUUCACCGGUACUAAUGUGGAACCCGAAAAUGAGAAAUCUUCUCAGGUUUCCUCACCAGAGUUGAAAAUUCUGGAACCAGGGAAAUCUUCACAUGCCCUGGUUCCGGAGUUGCAGAAUUCAAAGCCACCCCCAGAAAAUUUUGGCCAGAAAGUUCCUGUUCUUUCAGUCUUGGAUAACUCAAAGCCAUUAACUGCCAAUGACGAGGUUUUAACAGCAGACAGGAGAAGUUCAGAAUCAUCAACAACUGAGGAAGAAAUUGCAGUGGAGGAGAAGAAAUGUGAUAUCUUUGAUGGAAAAUGGGUAUAUGAUCCUCAAACAAGUCCUUUGUACGACCCUACAAUAUGUGAUUCCUUUUUCAGUGACACAGUGAGUUGCCGGAGGCAUGGACGGCCAGACAGGGAGUAUGAAAAAUGGAGAUGGGAAGCUAAAGAUUGUAAGAUUCCAAGGUUCAACGGCAAGGAUAUGUUGGAGAGAUUAAGAGGGAAGAGAGUUAUACUAGUGGGAGACUCCAUCAACCAUGGCCAAUGGGAAUCUCUUGCUUGCCUUCUCCAUACGUCUAUUCCCCAUCAAUCCAGGGUUCCAAAUCCAGGAUGGACUUUUAAGUCAGAGGAAUAUGACUGCACUGUAGAGUUCCACUGGUCCAAUUUCCUGGUGGAACUAGAAGAGAACCAAACAACGGGGGAAAGGAUUUUAAAACUUGACAAAAUUAGUCCUAAUGCUCAGAAAUGGAUAGGGGCAGAUGUUAUGGUGUUCAACACAGGCCAUUGGUGGGUCAACCGGAAAAGAUGGGACUUGUUUCAGUACAAGAACAAAGUGUUCAAGCAGAUGAAGCUGGAAACAGCAUUCAUGAUGGCAAUGAAGACAUGGGUACGAUGGAUUGAGGAAAACGUGGAUACAAGAAAAACCAGAGUGUUUUUCAGGGGAUUGUCGCCGGUGCAUUCCGGGAAGUACCGGUGCUACAAUGCAACCAUGCCUAUAAUGAAUGAGUCCUACAAGUUGAAAUUUGCAAAGUCCCUGAAGGGAAUUGUGGAGAGGACGAUUGCUGCCAUGAAGACUCCGGUGAAAUACUUGAACGUGACGAAGCUGACAGAGUACCGGAGGGAUGCGCAUACCUCAAUUUACAAAACUAGCAGACGGAGGAGACCUGCAAAGACGGCAGAUUGCAGCCAUUGGUGUGUGCCUGGUGUGCCUGAUACAUGGAACCAUCUGCUGUAUGCUUCUAUGGUCUUAGAUAGUCCAAGGACCACCACUUCUUAAGUUAAAUCCCUACAAACUUGAGUCACUGUUGAAUGGAGUGUUUAAACAAUCAAACUACUAAUCAUAGCUUAUUGAUUAAAUUACACUUUAGUUG